AUGGCAUUCGGCCAUGCCUCAGAGCUGAAACAGCAAGGCGUCCUAGAGGCAUCCCGCAGCCCCAACAACAACAUUUCCGCCGAAGAUGCCGAGCGCGCUGUCAUUGACGAAGCUCAGAGAAGCGGAAGUGCAGCGUUUCAAUUCGACCCUAAUGCUACUGCUGAGGAGAAAGCUCGGCAAGCUCAUGCGCGCGUCCCGCCUGGCUUCCACCAUGAGCGCAAGCCGAAAGCCCUGGCGCUGGCCUCCGACGUCGACACUGGUACUGGACCCGACUAUGAUCUUCCUCCGCCGAUGAAGCCUACCGUCCUUGCCCCAGACAACACCAAAGACCCAAAGGCUGCCCAAGCCAAUGGCGCGCCUCCGGAAGAAGACUCGCGCUGGGACAGAGUCGGCUGGGCUCCACGAUUCGGCAUGGGCGACGGCGCGGAAGAAGACGAUGGGACUACUAUGCUCGAUCACCAGACCUGGCUGGAGGGAAAGCUUGACGACAAAUUCUACGGCGACUGGUACCACAACACGGGCAUCGUCAUCUUCGCGUGCAUUAGCGCUUGGGUGAUAGGUAUAUUAGGAGGCGGCCUUGGAUGGCUAUUCGCGAUACUGGCGACCUGCGCUACCUACUAUCGCACCUCCAUCCGUCGUGUCCGCCGUAACUUCCGAGACGACGUCAAUCGCCAAAUGGGCAAAGCCAAGUUGGAGACCGAUACGGAAAGUCUAGAGUGGAUCAAUAGCUUCCUGGUCAAGUUCUGGCCGAUUUAUGCGCCUGUGCUAUGCGAGACCAUCGUCAACUCCGUAGAUCAGGUUCUGUCUACCUCGACACCGGCUUUCCUAGAUUCGCUCCGGAUGAAAACCUUCGUCCUCGGCACGAAGCCGCCAAGGCUAGAACAUGUGAAGACAUACCCAAAAGCCCAGGACGACAUCGUACUCAUGGAUUGGAGAUUCAGUUUUACACCCAAUGACGUGGCAGACCUCACAGCUCGCCAGAUCAAGAACAAGAUCAACCCGAAAAUUGUUCUGGAAGUCCGUGUCGGUAAAGGUGUGGUCAGCAAGGGUCUCGAUGUCAUAGUCGAGGACAUGGCGUUCUCGGGCCUCAUGCGCGUCAAGGUCAAGCUGCAAAUACCGUUCCCGCACAUCGAAAGGGCCGAGAUCUGCUUCAUAGAGCGCCCCACCAUCGACUAUGUCUGCAAACCGCUUGGAGGCGACAUGUUCGGCUUCGACAUCAACUUCAUUCCUGGGUUGGAGUCGUUCAUCAUGGAGCAGGUUCAUGCUAAUCUUGGUCCGAUGAUGUAUGACCCCAACGUAUUCCCUAUUGAGAUCGCAAAGAUGCUUGCUGGAAACCCCGUGGACCAGGCCAUUGGAGUGCUCCAGGUCACUUUCCAUGGCGCGCAAGGCCUCAAGAAUCCGGAUAAGUUUUCAGGCACUCCAGAUCCCUAUGCGGUUGUGUCAAUCAACGGGCGUACAGAACUCGGCAGGACGAAGACAGUGCAUGAGAACGCCAACCCACGGUGGUCUGAAACCGUUAACGUCAUUCUUACUUCUCUCAAGGACUCUCUCACCAUCCAAAUCUACGACUUCAACGAGUAUCGCAAAGACAAGGAACUCGGCACUGCUACUUUCGCCUUGGAGCAGCUUGAAACUGAUAGCGAUCACGAGAAUCAGCAGCUUGUUGUCAUGGCCAAUGGCAGAGAAAGAGGCGUAGUCCAAGCAGACAUCCGAUUAUUCCCCGUUCUAGAGGGCGGCAAGCUCGAAGAUGGUACAGAGGCACCACCUCCUGAGUCACUGACUGGUAUCGCGAAGUUCACCGUGGAGCAAGCCAAGGAUCUCGAUGGUAGUCAAAGCAUGAUCGGGCAACUCAACCCAUACGCUGUCCUACUUCUCAAUGGAAAGGAGGUCCACACUUCUCAAAAGCUCAAGCGUACCAACAACCCGAUCUGGCCAAACGCCUCUAAAGAGAUGCUUAUCACAGAUCGGAAGAGGGCCAAGUUGGGUCUUGUCAUCAAGGACGACCGAGACAUUGCGAAAGAUCCAAUCAUCGGGACAUACCAAAUCAAGCUGGACGACAUGAUUGAGAUGAUGGCCAGAGGACAAGAAUGGUACAACUUGGCUCAGACGAAGUCCGGUCGUGUCAAGAUGACGCUGCAGUGGAAGCCUGUCGCGUUGAAGGGAGUUGUUGGCGGUGCUGGUGGCUACGUUACACCUAUUGGAGUAAUGCGCUUACAUUUUCGAAACGCCCGCAACCUACCUAAUGUCGAAACCAUGGGCAAGUCAGAUCCCUAUGUCCGAGUGGUGAUGGCCGGCAUCGAGAAAGGCCGUACCGUCACCUGGAAGAACAACCUCAAUCCAGACUUCGAUGAGGUCAUCUACGUACCUAUUCACUCCACACGCGAAAAGCUCAUGCUUGAGGUUAUGGAUUCGGAAAACGUUGGCAAAGACCGGUCGCUCGGUCAUGUUGAAGUCGCUGUCGCGGAGUAUAUCCGCCAGGGUGAAAAUGGUGAAUACCAAGUGCACGACGAGAAAAGGCCACUGUCUCAGUCGCUCUCUACCGGACCACGAACCUCCUCAAAGGGCACUUUGAACUUCACAUGUGCCUUCUACCCGACUCUGAACGUCGCAGACCCCGAUGAUGACGAGGAAGAGAGGCAAGCAAGCACAGAGCUGAAAGAAACAGUAGCUGCUACUAGUAGCAGUAGUAGCAGCAGCUCUGGUCGGCGCAGUCCUGACCACAAUCGAACCGUUAGUCGAGGCACAGUGAGUUCUGUCCGCACUAACGGAACCGCAAACAGUGAUCUCGCGAAGAUCCUUGACCGCAGUGAGCAGCAAGACCAGGUCGCCGCUGGCCUGACAAAGAAAGAGGCGCCCAAGAUCAGGCUUACGGCAAAUGAUCUUCAAGAACAUCAAUCUGGUAUCAUUAUCUUCAAGCUCAUUGAUGGCGAUCUUGCGCACACGGACUGCCACCUCGAAGUCCUCAUGGACGACAUGGUCUUCCCGUCCUACACGUCGAGCAAGGUGCGGUCGAAGCAUACUACAUUUAACGAAACUGGCGAUGCUAUGGUUCGAGAGCUGGAUUUCUCCGAGAUCACCUUACGGCUUGUCGAACAGGCGGAUAAGAAGGGUGAGGGCAAUGACGACCAUGUCAUCGCUAAGCUGAAGGGGCCUACUCUUGACACUCUCCGACGCUGUUUAUACACGCCAACGCAACUCAGCCUCAGAGACAAAGAAGGCCGCGAAUCCCGCAUCACCGUUUCGCUUAAGUAUCUUCCCGUCCGUAUGGAGCUUGAUCCUAGCGAGUCCUUCAACAACUCUGGCACGCUCAGAGUAGAUGUUCUUGAUGCUGCCGACCUUCCGGCUGCCGACCGCAACGGCUACAGCGACCCAUACUGUAAAUUCUUCCUCGAUGGCAAGGAGGUGUACAAGACAGCUACUCAGAAGAAGACACUCCAUCCUGCCUGGAACGAGUUCUUCGAGGUUCAGGUCCGCAGCCGCACGUCCGCCGACUUCAACGUAACCAUCUACGAUUACGACUUCGGUGACAAAGCCGACCUCCUCGGCAAAGCAGCCAUCAACCUCGCGAUCCUCGAGCCCUUCGUCAGCCAAGAAGUGACUCUCGGCCUGGACGGUAAAUCCGGCGCCGUCCGCCUCCGCAUGCUAUUCAAAUCCGACUACGUCACACGCGCCCGCCAAGGCUCUUCAACCUUUCACGGCACCUUCGCCGUGCCAGGCAAAGUCAUCGGCGCGCCCGUCAAGGGCGUGAGUAAAGGUGCCGUGCUCGUCGGCGGAAACGUCGCACGUGGCGCCUCCUUCCUAGGCCGUGGUUUCCGCCGGCGCAAAAACAGCCGCGGCGCCGAAGACGACACCGACGCAGACGGCUCAGCCGACACCACGAUCGUAAAUUCGGGACCAGGUGUGCCCCAGAUCUCCGUCGUGGAUGGCGACAACCGGCCCCUGACAUCCCCCGGCACAGUCACUCCACCCAACAACACCGGCAACGCCCACCAGCGCGCCCGCAGCUGGGGCACCCAGUCCAUGGCCAGCGCUGUAGGCGGCUACUCCCCCGCCGCGGAAUCCGGCACCGCGCAGCUCAGCCUCGCCACAGUAGCUGGCUUCCCGCCCGGCACAAAGCUCCGCGUGCACAUCCGCAUGGAGCCGAAGGGGAAGGAGGUCUACAAGUCCGCGGCCAUCAAGGCGCCCGCGGGGGAGGCGCAGUUCAACGAGAGCUUCACGGUGAAAUGUGCGGCGGAUGCGCAGUUCAGGAUUGUGGUCAAGGAUCACUCGACGUUUGGCGCGGACGAUGAGUUGGGCGAGGGAGUGUUUUUCGUGGAUGAUCAGGGGGCAGGCGGCGAGAAGGUCGUGGGUGUCGGACCGGGGAAGGUGGUGGUUAGGAGCUCGUUUGUCCCGGCGGAUGCGGGCAGUGCGGUCAAUAGCCCGAAGAGUGGGCGGAGGGGGGUUUUUGGGGGGAAGGGGAGGGAGAGUAGGGAAAGGGAGAGGAGUGUGACUCCUGCGUAG
This is a messenger RNA of Coniosporium apollinis CBS 100218, 4500 nucleotides long. RefSeq lists its product as uncharacterized. The record is from RefSeq and is a predicted model, not a curated record. Gene Ontology annotation, molecular function: lipid binding. Bases 1 to 4500 code for a protein of 1499 amino acids. Lineage: Eukaryota; Fungi; Ascomycota; Dothideomycetes. The transcript is spliced from 8 exons.